Molecule: messenger RNA, 3172 nt
Organism: Meloidogyne enterolobii
Lineage: Eukaryota; Metazoa; Nematoda; Chromadorea; Rhabditida; Meloidogynidae
Source: the annotation of a GenBank genome assembly
UUUGCCCUCGUUGUUCUUUUAACAAAUUUAGCCUUAUCGAUGUUUUGAACAAUUUUGGCCUGAUCGAUCUUUUAGUCAAUUUUUGUCGUGCCGGCCUUUUGACUGAUUUUGCCCUUGCCGGUCUAUUAUCAUAUUCUGGUCGUGACGACAUUUUGACUCAUGUGGCUUUGUCGAUCUUUUGUCAAAGUUUUUUUUUCGACGCUCUCCCCAAAAUAAAUACACGUUUACUCAUUUUUCGAAUUUUUCUUACAUUUUUAAUGAAAUUUUGUUUAUUUAAGGUUCUAAAACAAUAAAUAUAUUCGAUUUUAUUAAAAAAAUGCGACGAGACAAGAAAGACGAUGAAGCUGGAGCCGGCAAUCCUUACGAUCAUUUAGACAAAGCAACUGUUGUACAAGAAACUCGAGCAUUUAACGAAACUCCAAUAAAUGCAAGAAAAUGUCGCCCAAUUUUGUGUAAAUUACUCUAUUUAAUUCAACAUGGAGAGACUAUUGGGAAGACUGAGGCUACCGAUACUUUUUUUGCUAUAACUAAAUUGUGGCAGGCAAAGGAUGUGACAUUGAGAAUGUUGGUGUAUUUGGCUAUUAAAGAAUUGUGUACAAUUUCUAGUGAUGUUAUUAUUGUUACGAGCAGUCUAACUAAAGACAUGACUGGCCGAGAAGAUGUUUAUCGCCCAUCAGCAAUUCGUGCCCUAUGCCGUAUUUUAACCGAUACAGGAAUGCUACAAGCAAUAGAACGUUAUAUGAAGCAAGCUAUAGUUGAUAAAGUUCCUUCAGUUUCUUCAGCGGCAUUAGUUUCUUCACUUCAUUUAAUGAAACGAAGUCCGGAUGUUGUUCGCCGUUGGGCAAAUGAAGUACAAGAAGCCGUUUCUUCUGACAACCAUAUGGUCCAAUUUCACGCUCUAAGUCUUCUCUACCAAAUUCGUUCAAGUGAUCGUCUUGCUAUCCUCAAAAUGGUUCAAAAAUUUAGCAAAUCUGGACUGCGCUCGCCGUUGGCUAUUUGUUAUUUAAUUCGAAUUGCGGCAAAAUUGGUGGAAGAAGAUGAUGGAAGUGACCGCAUUGCAUUCCAAUUUAUUGAAAGUUGUUUGCGAAAUAAACACGAAAUGGUGGUUUAUGAAGCUGCUUCAGCAAUUGUUAGGAUGCCUUCGAUUUCUAGGUUAGUUUUAAUUCGAUUUAAAGAUCGGAUGUUAACAGGGUGUGUUGGUAUAAUGGUUAGUGUGAUAGAUUCUUUAAGAAGUCGUGGGUAUUCGGUUCGGAUCCUUCUGCCUCCCAACAAUUUUUACUUCGUUAAAUUUUCUUUUUUAACCUUUCUUUAUAUUUUCUUUUUAAUUUCCAAUCAUUUAAAAAAAAUUUUCAGUGGAGAAUUAGCUUCAGCAAUAAGUGUUCUUCAAAUUUUUUUGUCUUCUCCAAAAUCUGCUCUUCGUUUUGCUGCUGUACGUACAUUAAAUCGAAUUUCCAUCAAUUACCCCCAAGCAGUAAUUUCGUGUAAUGUUGAUUUGGAACAACUUAUAACGGAUCAAAAUCGCUCUAUCGCAACGUUAGCAAUAACUACACUUUUAAAAACUGGUGCUGAAGCUUCUGUUGAACGUUUAAUGAAACAAAUUGGAACUUUUGUUAGUGAAAUAAGUGAUGAAUUUAAAAUUGUUGUAAUCGAAGCAAUUCGUUCUCUCUGUGUUCGCUAUCCACGUAAACAUGCAACUUUAAUGAAUUUUUUGGCUUCAAUGUUACGCGAUGAGGGCGGUUUUGAAUAUAAAAAAGCUAUUGUUGAUACAAUAAUUGCAAUUGUUGAAGAUAAUUCGAAUGCUAAAGAUUUGGGUUUAUCACAUUUGUGUGAAUUUAUUGAGGAUUGUGAACAUGCUGCUUUGGCAACAAAAGUUUUACAUUUAUUGGGAAGAGAAGGACCAACAACAAAUCAUCCAGCAAGAUAUAUUAGAUUUAUUUAUAAUCGUGUUAUUUUGGAGACUACACAGGUUCGUGCAGCGGCAGUUACAGCUUUAGCAAAAUUUGGUGCUGAAUGUCCAAAAUUACGUCCAAAUAUUAUAAUUUUAUUAAAACGUUGUUUAUUGGAUACUGAUGAUGAAGUUAGAGAUAGAGCUACUUUAUAUUUGUCUAUUUUAAAGAGUGAAGAUCAAACAGCUAUUGUCACAUAUAUUUUGGAUACACUCAAAGUUUCAAUUGCCGGUCUUCAACAUUCAUUAGAAAAAUAUGUCCAAAAUGAACAUUUUGAGGAACCUUUUGAUAUUAAACAAGUCCCACUGUCCUUGGAACCAUUAACUAAUAAUGCUAAAAAAGAGAAGAAAUCAACAAUGUUAAUAGAAGAACCAAUUAAAAAAGAAAGUAAAGCUUCGAGAAUGGAAAUAUUUGCAGCUCAAAUUUCGGCAAUUCCUCAAUUUGAAAAACUUGGCCCUCUUUUCAAAUCUUCACCAACAUUUGAAUUGACUGAAAGUGUUACUGAAUAUAACGUUUCUUGUGUUAAACAUGUUUUUAAUGAUUAUGUGCUUUUACAGUUUGAUUGUCGAAAUACAGUGAAUGAUCAACUUUUGGAGGAUGUUUAUGUUCAUUUAGAACCUCAAGAUGAACCAGAUGACGAGUCUGAUAAUUGGCAAAUUGAAUUAAAUUUACCAAUAAAAUCUUUGCCAGUUUCCAAAACUGAUGUAAAUUAUGUUUUGUUAAAAAUGCCAGAAGAUGGAAGAUUAACUGGGACAUUUAAUGCAACUUUAAAAUUUAAAGUUAGAGAUGUUGAUCCAGCAACUGGUGAACCUGAAUCUGAAGAAUUUUAUGCUGAUGUUUACGCGCUCGAAUCAAUUGAAGUAACCAUUGCCGAUUAUUUAUUACCAAUACUACCAAAAGGAUCAUUCUCUACUGCUUGGGAAGCAUUGACAGAUAAAUAUGAAGUUGAUGAAACUUAUGCUUUGUCUACAGUUAAUACUCUUGAAGAUGCAGUAAAGAAUUUAUUAAAAUGUAUUGGCCUUUUGCCUGUUGAACAUUCAGAACGCGUUCCUGAAGGAAAAUCGUCCCACACUUUGCUACUUUCUGGAAUAUUUAGAGGAGGAAUUAAUGUUUUGUGUCGUAUAAGAAUGGCUUUGGAUCCUUCUGACCAAACUGUGACAAUUAAUUUGGCUGUUAGAUCAACAGAUGAAACAGUCAGUUUGAUGAUUGGAAACAUUAUAGAAUAA